GGGUCAUCGCAGACUCUCUCAUUCAUCAAAUACUAGCUAGCAUUCUUUCAUCAUUUCUUGAUUUAUCGUCCUUCCGACCCUUUUGCCUAAACAUAACACACACCCACACACUACUCGUCCCGAGCCAUGACCAGCUGCUGAUCCGCAUUCUUCUGUCUCCUGACUGGUGCCAUUUGGCAGAGCAUGUGAAUCGGCUGGACCGCGUCAUUCUUCAGUCAACGCAGUUCUCGGCCCUGGAGGCGCAGGCACGAUGGCUGCCACGUUCACAUGCCCCCGCUUCGAUCUUCCGGGUGGCUAUUCCAACCAGCUCUCCCCACCCCCAUCGCCGCUCAGCCUAGUGCCAGAGCAUCCGACAAAAGUCCCUUCUCUCAUCACUUCUCAGAUCGUCUCACCCGGUGUGAACGACUACGCCGACGAGGUCACUGGAAUCACCGUGGGUGCAGGUACCCCGCCCACCGUGUCGGACCAAUCUAUCGAUGAGCCUUCAGACAGCAUGGAGAGCACAACCUCCAAGAACACCUCCCCAUCGUCUUCCCCGUCAUCCCCGUCAUCCCCGUCAUCCCCAUCGGACAGCCGCCGGACCUCUAAACGCAAACGAACCGUCUCACCCCCUUCGCCGUCUAAAUAUCCAGAACAACUUCGCUCGUCUCGCAAUCCGCGACGCUCUACUCCCAAUAGCCGACAUAGCUCGCACCAUCGCUCCGCUACCACCCCCUCUAUCACACCGCUAGCUGACCAGACAACCCGACGUGAGGACCUGAUCGCUCUGCAUCGCGAGUCCUGCCGUCUGUUCCAGGAGGAUGGGUUGUCAAAGCCCAGCGCACGCGUAUCUCGACCUCCGUCCUCCAGCAAUCCUCGCACUCCACCGCGACCUCUUCGCUCCUCUUCCAGCGCCAGCUCUCCACCUACACUGCGAACCCAGCUCUCCAUCUCCACCUACCAGGGGCAGAACCGCCAGGAUGAGUCUCUACGACCCCCAUUGCGCGCGUCUACCUUUUCUGCGUACGAGCCUACCUGCCACUCACCAAUCACACCCACAAUGACGGUGAUUGACUGGACGUCGCCAUCCACACGGAGACGCGAGUACGAAAAGAUCGAUCGCGCCAGCAGUGGUGUGCGAGGGUUCUGGCGACGGGUGGCGCCUCGAUGGUGUCAAUUCGGAGACAACCGCACGCCAUUCUUCGAAGAAGGCAAAGACGGCAAGGGAAACUAUGGGGGAAGUGUGCGACGGUUCCGCAUGGACAUUCCAGAGGAGACGGGCGAGAACAAAAGCAGCACAUUGCCGCGCAGCUUCAAACUAACCCGGAAGUUGACCGUGUCUCGAACGAGCAACCGUCUGAAGACGUAAUUUCACCUAGCGUGCUUUCACAAUAGCCGGCGAUUUGCAUUUGAUACCCCAGCAAUAGAAUGCAGCAGCAACUCUUUACAUAAUAACAUUGCCAUUGCCAUA
Molecule: messenger RNA, 1450 nt
Organism: Aspergillus sclerotioniger CBS 115572
Lineage: Eukaryota; Fungi; Ascomycota; Eurotiomycetes; Eurotiales; Aspergillaceae
Exons: 1
Coding region: 251-1348 (365 amino acids)
Source: RefSeq, a predicted model, not a curated record